Acanthoscelides obtectus is the source of this 1416-nucleotide messenger RNA. The record is from the annotation of a GenBank genome assembly. Lineage: Eukaryota; Metazoa; Arthropoda; Insecta; Coleoptera; Chrysomelidae.
UGUAAUAAGAGCGCAACUGGGGAAGGGUAAAACCUUAAGCCCUAAAACGGCAGAGUAUAAAAACUAAAUGAUGAAACAUUUCGUAAUUAUAGGCAAUACAUUUCUAAGUUUAAGUUGCAAUUAAGAUUAACGAUACGUGAAUAAAUUGACUGAAAGCAUGUAUAAUUGAAAUUGAAAUCAUCAGUUACAGUAACUGCAUGGUACCUAAGUUCAGGAAACGUGUUGGCGAAAGCACAAAAAUAAGUCAAAACUAUUAAGAUACAAAUUAUAAGAAAAACAUUUUUGAAUUCAUACUAAUGGGCGCCCGCAGGAAGUUUUUUCAGGGGGAUCAUUGCCAAGAGAUAACUUUCAUACUACUUGACCAAUUAUUUGUAGUCAAAACCAGGAGAAGUAACUCAAGCAGUAAUGGAUGCUAUCGACGUAGGCUAUCGUCAUUUUGAUUGUGCCCAUGUAUACGCCAACGAAAAAGAAGUUGGUGCCGCUCUGAAAAAGAAAAUGGAAGACGGUACUGUCACAAGAGGUGAUUUGUAUAUUACCAGCAAGCUUUGGAAUACCUACCAUAAGCCGGAUAUGGUCGAACCUGCUUUGAAAACUACUCUGCAGAAUUUAGGAUUAGAGUAUUUGGACUUGUAUCUCAUCCACUGGCCGUUUGCUCUCAAGGAAGGCGAUGAGCUGUUCCCAGUAGAUGCAGAAGGCAAAGCAAUUUUUAGCGACGCAGAUUACGUGGAUACUUGGAAAGCCAUGGAACAAGUUCAAAAGAAAGGGCUCACAAAAUCAAUUGGGGUGUCCAACUUUAAUAAGCGGCAACUAGAAAGACUUUUGGCAAAUUGUACAGUUCCACCAGUCACUAACCAGAUUGAAGUGCAUCCUUAUCUCAACCAAAAGAAGCUGAUUGAGUUUUGCAAGUCAAAAAAUAUUACUAUAACUGCUUACAGCCCGCUGGGUUCUCCAGACAGACCUUGGGCAAAACCUGGUGAUCCUCAGCUAUUGGAAGAUCCAAAAAUCAAGACUAUAGCGGAAAGGUAUGGAAAGACACCGGCACAGGUAAUACUGAAAUAUCAGGUACAAAGAGGCUGUAUAACAAUUCCAAAGUCAGUGAAUAAAAAGAGGAUCCAAGAAAAUUUUGAAAUUUGGGAUUUUGAAUUGUCACAGGACGAUAUGACUCUUCUUGAUUCAUUUGAUUGCAACGGGCGUAUUUGUCCAUAUACAGAGUGAGUAGUUUAUGCAUAUAUGUAUAUGUGUAAACAAAAAUGAAUUCAGCUUUGAAAUGCCCUAACGCAUAAGGAUCAUCCCUUUGCAAACGACGAGUACUGAGUGCGAAGGCCAAGCACCAGGAAUUGAUUUUUUUCUUCAUUGUUAUUUCAUAUAUUGUUGUGUUGUAAGGCGAUUUGAAUAAUAAACAGCUUGCUAACUUGA